AGCUGUUGUAUCUGUGUGGCAGGUCGUCCGAGCCCCUCGACACUCUUCCUUUCCCCCUCCGGCCCUCGGUCCUGAACCAGCUGUCCUCGUUCUGGUACCGGCUCGUCAUCAUGGAGGCUUGUCAGGAGAGCAGCUCCGCCCCCGUUGGUCCCGACGCGCCGCCAGCCCAGGACCGCCACAUUGACCUGACGGAGGACCUGGGCCAGCAGCUGGAGGACAUCAUUAGCACCUACCAGGCCGCCCAGAUUCCAGCUGAGCCAGAGGACACGGAGGAGGUCGCCGCCGCCAAAGAGGCAGAUGGCCGCAAGGACCAGAAACUGGAGAAGAAAAUGCUCAAAAACCUAGGGAAGGAAGCCAUGCUGCUCAUGCAGAGUCUGAACAAGCUGGACUCUCCAGAACAGAAGCUGGAGGCCAUCAUAAAGAAGCACGCUGAGCUGCUGGAGGAGCAUCGCAGCGACCAGAAGCAGCUGAAGGUUCUGCAGAGGAAGCUCCUCCAGGUGCUGAAGGAGAAGGACCAGCUGCAGAGCGAGCACAGCCGGGCCGUGCUGGCCCGCAGCAAACUGGAGGGGCUGUGCAGAGAGCUGCAGAGACACAACAAGACUCUGAAGGAGGAGACGCUGCAGAGGUGCAGAGAAGACGACCUGAAGAGGAAGGAGAUCACCACCCACUUCCAGGGAACGCUCAGCGAGAUCCAGGCGCAGAUCGAGGAGCACAGCAGCCGCAACACCAAGCUGUGCCAGGAGAACAGCGCUCUGGCCGAGAAGCUGAAGGGACUCAUCUCCCAGUACGACCAGCGGGAGGCGAACCUGGAGAAAGUCUUCAAGCACAGAGACCUGAAGGAGAAGCUCCUGGAAACCAAACUUUCACAGGCCAACUUGUUCCUGAAAGAAGCUGACGAGAAGCACAAGCUGGAGAAGCAGAUGCUUCUGAAACAAGCAGAAGAAUACAAGCUGCAGCUGAAGGCGCUGAAAGCUCAGGAGAGCGAGAUGAGAAACCAGCUCGACAUGUACUCCAGGAAGUUUGAUGAGUUCCAGGGAACGGUGUCGAAGAGUACCAGCGUCUACAGCGGCUUCAAACAAGACAUGGACAAAAUGGCAAAGAAAAUGAAGAAGAUGGAGAAAGAAUGCCAGUCGUGGAAAACUCGCUUUGAUGGUUGCAACAAAAGCCUGGUUGACAUGGUGGCAGAUAAAGCUAUCAAGGAAAAGGAGUUUGAACUUCUCACCAUCAAGAACCAGAAGCUGGAGAAUCUGUGCCGGGCUUUGCAGGAGGAAAGGAAGAGCCUCUACGAGAAGGUCCAGGGAGGACAAGCUGACCCGAGCGCCGCCCAGCACGAGGAGCCCCCGAAGGUGGAACCCCUAAAAGUGGAGCCCCCGGUCCAGAAGACCGCCCCCGCUCCCCCCCCUGAGGCAUCAGCGCUCACCACUGCGCUGACGGAGAAACUGGAUCAACUGAAGGCCGAGCAGAGCCUUCUCAAGGAGAUCGCCUGCUCCUUCCAGAUCUCCCACCUCGCCUCCUCUGAAGAAGGCGCUGGCCAAUCACACGGACUCUCUGAGGCUAGCCAGGACCCGGAGGAGGAGGGCCAAAGUCAAGACCUCAACCAGGACAAAGAUCAGGAACAGAGAGAUCUGGAGUCGGUUGAUUAACGAGAAAUCUCGGGUCAGAACAAACCGGGUGAAUGUGACCAUCACAGAAAUAAAACAUGAAACUAAACGCCA
Messenger RNA from Oryzias melastigma (Indian medaka), 1715 nucleotides. It is a transcript of the gene txlnbb, whose product is annotated as taxilin beta b. The coding region runs from base 111 to 1643 and encodes 510 amino acids. The transcript has 10 exons. The record is from RefSeq and is a predicted model, not a curated record. Lineage: Eukaryota; Metazoa; Chordata; Actinopteri; Beloniformes; Adrianichthyidae. Gene Ontology annotation, molecular function: syntaxin binding.